Messenger RNA from Tinamus guttatus (white-throated tinamou), 862 nucleotides. RefSeq names its product ras homolog family member H (gene RHOH). Gene Ontology annotation, biological process: small GTPase-mediated signal transduction. Lineage: Eukaryota; Metazoa; Chordata; Aves; Tinamiformes; Tinamidae. The record is from RefSeq and is a predicted model, not a curated record. Gene Ontology annotation, molecular function: GTP binding; GTPase activity.
CAAGAGUGUUCUGUUCUCUGUGGUUUAUAAAUGUUACAUUUUAUUUUUACUCUUCCAGAAACAUCAUUUGACUCACUGGAGAAUUAAAACUGACAGCACCACAGAGCUGUGUGGGAGAAAAGGGGAUUUUAGACUCAAGUGACACACUCAAGUCUUGAGAAGUAGAGAUGUUUGGAUGGCUUCUCACCAAAUGGAAGUGAUCUAAAGAGUCGCCUGAUAACACUGCAUCUCUGCAGCCAGCUCCUACCGCCUUGAGACAGUGUAAUUGGACCUGGACUCUAAUAAAAUGCUGGAUUCAAUCAAGUGUGUGCUUGUGGGAGACUCCGCAGUGGGGAAAACAUCGCUCUUGGUACGUUUCACCUCCGAGACUUUUCCAGAUGCCUACAGACCCACCGUGUAUGAGAACACUGGGGUGGAUGUCUUCAUGGAUGGUGUACAGAUUAGUCUAGGUCUUUGGGACACAUCUGGCAGCGAUGCCUUCAAAGGCAUUCGUCCCCUCUCAUACCAACAGGCCGACGUGGUGCUAAUGUGCUACUCAGUGGCCAACCACAACUCCUUUCUAAACCUAAGGAAUAAAUGGAUUGGCGAGAUCCGCAACCACUUGCCCCGCAUCCCUGUUUUGGUAGUGGCUACUCAGACUGACCAGCGAGACACAGGGCCCUACAGUUCCUCCUGCAUCAGCCCGAUGGACGGGAAGCGGCUUGCGCAGGAUGUCCGGGCCAAGGGCUACCUGGAGUGCUCUGCGCUCAGCAACAGAGGCGUGCAGCAGGUGUUCGAGUACGCCGUCCGCACGGUGGUCAACCAAGCCAAAAGACAGAACAGGCGGAAACUCUUCUCCCUGAAUGAGUGCAAGAUCUUCUGA